This is a messenger RNA of Paramecium octaurelia, 1379 nucleotides long. The record is from the annotation of a GenBank genome assembly. NCBI's taxonomy places the organism in Eukaryota, Ciliophora, Oligohymenophorea, Peniculida, Parameciidae.
AUGGAUAGCUAUAUUGCAAGUACAAAUGAUGCGAUAAGGGAAUGCUUGAAAUCGGUAUAAAAUUAAAUUGAAGUAAAUUUGAGCUAUUUAUAAAUUAAUAGUGUUCUUUCAACAAUAUUGAUGCAUUGCUAGAUUCACUUUUUAACAAUGCUUCAUCUUCUUUGAAUUUCAGCAAUCAAAGUUCAUUUUAAAAAUUAUUUAAUGAAUCUUUAAAUGACUUUCCAUAAAUGAAGUUUGAGAAUUUCAGCUUUCUUUAAUAAAAUCAAAAUAUAUAUAAAACAAAAUAAAUCAAGAUUGAAAUUACAAGUCAGAAUAGAGAGAUCUAAUAAAUAAAAAACCCUUAGCUGUCAGUUUAGAAUAUCCAAUAAUUAAAUUUUGCAUAAAAUAUUCAGCAAUCGAAAAUAAUUUAAGCUAAUCCAUAAUCAAAUGAUAAAUCAUUUAGUUAUAAGCUUUUAAAACAAUGUUAAGAGAACAAAUGUUUUAUAAUAGCUAUUAGCCAAGAUUGUUCAUAACUCCUGGCUGGAUGUUAAUCAUAAAUAAUUGUAUAUGAAUUCAUAUAAGGAAUCAUGAAAUAAACUUAGAUUUUAAACAAACAUAAGAAGAAUGUAUACACUCUAAGCAUGAUGAAAAAAUCUAAAUAAUUUAUAUCUGGGGGUUAAGACAAUUCUAUCAUUUUAUGGUAAAAAAGCGAAAAUCAAUAAUGGGUUUCUAAACAAAUAUUAAAUGGACAUGGAGGAUCUAUCUAUUGUAUUAUCAUUAAUGACAAUGAAGAUUUAAUAAUAUCAGGAAGUUCUGAUGACACGAUUAAAUUUUGGAUGAAGUAAAAUGAAUGGUACCUAAAUUAAACAAUUACAGAUCAUUCUAGUUCUAUAUGUGGACUGAGUUUUAAUCAAUACUAAAACCAAAUUGUUACUUGUAGUUCUGAUAAUUCAAUAUUGAUAAUUUAAAGAUAAGAAUAGAAAUAAGAAUGGAUUGUUGUUUAAAAGAUCGCUGUUGAAUAAUAUGGAGAACGAGUAUGUUUUUUUGAAAAUAAUAUGUUUGCAUUCUCUCCAUAUAAUAAAGAAUCUAUCUAUAUUUUUGAGAUGGAUCAUAUUAAUAAAUAGUUUGUGAGAACUAAAGAUAUUUCUAUUAAGUGUGGAGAAGGCGGUUAAUCUUUUUUUCCUUAUUAGUAUAUAAAAUCAAAACGUAUACUCGUGAGCAAAAAUGGUGAAUAUAUCAAUUUUGUAAGGAAAAAAUAGAACGGAGAUUUUGUAAAUGAAUAAUUUAUCCAUUUUGGAACUAACUAAUUAUAUGGUGGAAUUAGUGAAGAUGGAGAGUACUUAAUCACUUGGGACUAAAAUUCAAAGCAAAUUUAAAUCAGAAGAUAUUAAGAGGAAUGA